Messenger RNA from Miscanthus lutarioriparius, 1899 nucleotides. NCBI's taxonomy places the organism in Eukaryota, Viridiplantae, Streptophyta, Magnoliopsida, Poales, Poaceae. The record is from the annotation of a GenBank genome assembly.
AUGGAAAAUACCACACAGCAACUCCAUUCCUCGAGCAACAGAAAACCAAAAACAUUACAAGUAUCUUUACUUGCUGUUGCUCUUGUUCUGUUGCUCUUCUUAGCCUCUCCUGUCAGCUCUUGCAAUGAAGAGGAGAAGACCUCCCUCCUUGGGUUCCUCGAUGGUCUCUCUCAGGCCUCUGCCCUCAACACUUCAUGGAAAAAUGACACAAAUUGCUGUUUGUGGGAGGGCGUUACUUGCAAUGAGGAUGGGGCUGUCAUGGAUAUCUCUCUGGCUUCUAUGGGCCUUGAGGGGCACAUAUCACCCUCACUUGGCAAUCUCACCGGCUUGUUGAGGCUCAACCUGUCCGGCAACUUACUCUCCGGUGAACUACCACCGGAGCUGCUGUUGUCCAGUUGCAUUGUCGUCCUCGAUGUUAGCUUCAACAAGCUCAAUGGAGAGUUCCACAAGCUGCCAUCCACCCAAGAACUGGCAAUAAAGGUAAUCAACAUCUCAAGCAACUUUUUCACAGGAUAUUUUCCAUCUGACACACUAGAUGGCAUGAAGAAUCUGGCCAGUCUCAACAUGAGUAACAAUAGCUUUACCGGGAAAUUUCCGAGCACGGUUUGUGUUGACAAGCCGUUCUUUGUGGUGCUUGAUCUCAGUUGCAACCAGUUUCAUGGUGGCAUACCGCCAGAGCUUGGCAACUGCCCUGUGCUGAGAGUGCUUAAGGCUGGACAAAACCAAUUCAGUGGGACACUCCCCUGUGAGCUUUUCAAUGUCACCUCAUUAGAGCACCUCUCAUUGCCUAAUAACCAUUUGCAAGGCAAACUUGAUCCUGAGCAUGUAGUAAAACUCAUCAAAUUAGUUAUCCUUGACCUUGCCGGGAAUUGGCUAAAUGGUGAAAUCCCAGAUUCUAUUGGGCAGCUCAAGAUGCUGGAGGAGCUUCACUUAGACAAUAACAACAUGUCUGGAGAGCUUCCAUCAUCUCUGAGUAAUUGUUCAAAUCUCACAACCUUCAUCCUGAAGGGCAAUAACUUCCACGGGAAACUCACAAAUGUCAACUUCUCCACCCUACCCAACCUAAAAUUUCUAGAUUUUAGAUCAAACAAGUUCAGUGGCACAGUUCCAGAAAGCAUCUACUCUUGCAGCAACCUUAUUGAUUUGCGGUUAUCUUACAACGAACUCCACGGUCAACUUUCAUCAAGAAUAAACAAUCUCAAGUCCCUAAGAUUCCUAGACAUGUCGAAUAACAGUCUUACCGGUGAUAUAACAGUAGCAUUGAUGGAGAUGCCAAUGCUUGAACAAGCCAAAUCAGAACAAAUUUUCUUAGCCACAUCAGUAUUUCCAUUUCCUCUUUAUCUGGCUCCAUUUCUCCAAUACCGUACGACCAAUGGUUUCCCAAGAACAAUCAAUCUAGGCUACAAUAGACUUACUGGUGUAAUCCCACCGGAGCUUGGUGAUUUAAAAGGACUGCUUGUACUCAACCUGAGCUUUAACAACUUAUAUGGGGAGAUUCCAGAAUCAAUUGGCAACCUUGUGAAUCUACAGGUGCUAGACUUGUCAUACAACAAUCUGACCGGCGCGAUCCCUUCCACGUUGGAGACACUUCACUUCCUUUCCAAAUUUGACAUUUCUAACAAUGAUAUGGAAGGGCCUAUUCCAACUGGUGGUCAGCUCAGCACGUUUCCAGAUAGUAGCUUUGUUGGAAACCCAAAGCUGUGCAGCCCUACCCUGGUGCACCUUUGUGUGCCCCACUGUAGUUCAACAAAUGCAGCUGCACUUCCCAUUGCCUCCACAGAACAGUACAUUGACAAGGUCAUCUUUGUGAUUGCCUUUGGUAUAUUCUUUGGAGUAGGAGUUCUAUAUGACCAGAUGGUUUUGUCCAGAUACAACUGGCCCAAUCUGGUUCAGCUGUAG